Molecule: messenger RNA, 903 nt
Organism: Fraxinus pennsylvanica
Lineage: Eukaryota; Viridiplantae; Streptophyta; Magnoliopsida; Lamiales; Oleaceae
Source: the annotation of a GenBank genome assembly
AUGAAACGUGAAAAGGGUUUUGAAAACCCUAGGAAACAGAAAGGCGGGAUAAUGGUUCCACUUCCCUCUUUUCGGCUGAAGAAAAACGUAAAUAAAUAUCCAAAUACCAUUCCUUGUCUCCCUCAAAACGCCGAUCACCGGAUAAAAUCUACGCUAGCUGUUUUGGAUGGGAAUAUGUGGAUUUGGAACCCCAUUUCUUUGCCCUCUCAAUGCAAAAUAGUCUCCAGCAGUGUGGACCUUAGGUCAUCUAAGGUUUGUGAACUGGGGCCGCUAAAUUAUAAAGCGAAGUAUGUGUUAUAUCCAUUUGAAAGUAAGAAGUAUCGAUGCCAUUAUGACUACUAUUGGGCUUCUGUAUUAAAGGUUGAAUAUAUAGAUCAUUCUGGGCAGGCAAGGCUGGCUGUGGCCGAGGCUCCAAAUGAAGCUCUCCCUUCUAACUGCAGACCCAAUUUUGGUGCUGCUUGGUUGGCCAAAGAUAAAUUUAAGGUGAAUGAAACGUAUGAAUGCUGGUAUACGUUGGGCAUUUCUAAAGUGAACAUCAAUCUUGAUGGUUUAUUCGAUUGCAAAGCAAAGGAGCUCUCUACUGUUGAAAUGCUUAGAUGGUAUUCCAUUGUAUUCACAAGUUUAUUGAAGUGGAGGUUUGGUGGCACGUCAAUUGGGCUAUGGCGAUGGGAUGCAAUAGCAGGAGUUGUUACCGGAUUUUCAACUUCUUUGAUAUCCGUCACUUUGGUUGGAUUUUUAUGCCCAUUGAUGUCUUUUAUAUGCCGAUUAUGUGCAGUAAAGAAACUCCCUCAUUUUCCUAGUACCAUCCUAUUAAAGCGAGCCUGGUUGUUUACAUUAUACCUCUCUUUCAUGAGUUGGGUCACUAUUCAAUAUAUAGAGAGGCUUGGCUUUAAGAUUUUAUAG